Messenger RNA from Caenorhabditis briggsae, 1725 nucleotides. The record is from RefSeq and is a predicted model, not a curated record. Gene Ontology annotation, molecular function: protein binding; RNA binding. The coding region runs from base 1 to 1725 and encodes 574 amino acids. NCBI's taxonomy places the organism in Eukaryota, Metazoa, Nematoda, Chromadorea, Rhabditida, Rhabditidae. The transcript is spliced from 10 exons.
AUGGAAGAUCUCACAAAGAAUUUUCAAGACUGCAACGUCAACGAUGAGCCUAAGAAAAAGCUCGGGCUCGUUCCACUUGCUCCAAAAGUGGACCGUAAUCCGGAAGGAACUCCAGUGACUCUCCACACCAACUUGAGAAAACUCAGUAAAUGUGGAACCCAACACCCCUGUUUACAACUAUUCGGUGAAAAUCUUAUACGUCUUCUCGACAGCCGACGACAAAGAAGCCACCAUCGAGUUCUCCAAUUUCCAAGAAACUGGAGCAAAACAGGACAGAGCCAGACGUUUCUGCCAACGAGCUUUCACGGAGGCCCUUCAGCUUUGUCCAGAGCUUCGAACUGUCGGGACUACAUACUACGAUCGCCAAGCCUCUUUGUACAGCCUUCAAAAGCUCAAUCCAAGAAGGAAAUUGAUAUCACUAUCCAAAAGAAGGUCUCAUCUGCAAGAAACUUCGUUCGAGCUGAGUUCAAACUCGCAGCAGUUGCGGAGACCUACCAGGCUACUAGCAACGACAUGAAGAGGAUUGCAAACGCAUGUCCUGCAUUGGCCGACAAGACGUUCCCAGAAGCCUUGAGCAUCUUCAUCUCGGGACCAGCCUACGCCAACUCCAAUGUUAUAACAAUAAAUGGUUGCGUCCACUACCUUCUCGACACUUCUGCUAUUGGCUUCUUCAAAGAUCUUUAUUUCCCUGAAGGAGGAUUAUACACUGCGCUAGGAGCCGCAAAAGGGAUCAAGUAUCUUGAAGGAAAAGACAAAAACGCGAGCCUCUACAUGGCAACUGAACUCAAAGUGACAUUGUUCCACCCGGAUAACAUCCCACUUCCGGAGCUGAUUUCUCAAUACUUGGGGGGUCUUGAUGAGAGACUAUCCGCGACUUCUAAGGAUGGACUCUACGUAACUCGCGCUCUGAAGGGCUGCGAAUUCUACUUAAACUACUCAAGGAGCGAGACCGUCAGCGACUUUGAGGACAACUUGGUCGUCAAGUUGCAUGGUUUCUCAAAUAGCGCUACAAACAGCUUCUUCGAGCGUGAGGAAAGUUCGAUUUCGGUUGCUGAUCAUUUCCGAGAAAAGUAUAACAUUCAAUUGAAGUACCCUUCACUGAUGACGGCUCUUGCCAAACCAAAGGGUGGAAGAUUGAUGGUCUUGCCUGUGGAGCUGCUUGUGCUUUGCCCAUCACAGAAGGUCACCAAUGAACGUAUGGUCAACAACGAACAAUCUGAGCUCAUUCGGAUGUCUGCUGCCGAGCCAAACAUCAGGAAGGCAGCAACUGAGGAUGUGGUUAAAGCCGUCGGGAUUGCAUCAAGUAAUGUGCUCGGAUUCAUUGGAGUUGGUCAACCAGAGACGGUCAACGGAAUCGUUUUAGCCAAGCCAAAGAUUACUUUUGCCGACAAAAAGGUUGCCUCCCUCAACGAUCCGAGCGCCAAAGUUCCCACCGACUUCCGAAGAGCUGGCAACUUUUUCGAACCAAAGUCUCUUCAAAAAUGGGAAAUAUGCUAUGUUGAAUGCCGCGAGAUGCCAGGAGUUCCAGAAGAACUUGUUCGCAGUAUGGCUGGAAACGGAAUGAGCGUAUCGAAACCAACUGUCCGGAGCAUUCGUGAGCAAGAAGUUCAGAAAGUGUUUGAAAAUGCUAAACAAGCCAACUAUCAACUGAUCUUCUUCAUCAUCCCGAAACACUUUAACUCAAAAAAACCUCAUCUUCUCAUGGCAACUGGAAAAAAAAUUUAA